Messenger RNA from Brachypodium distachyon (stiff brome), 840 nucleotides. Its product is annotated as mitochondrial fission 1 protein A. Gene Ontology annotation, cellular component: peroxisomal membrane; mitochondrial outer membrane. Bases 68 to 517 code for a protein of 149 amino acids. The transcript is spliced from 5 exons. Lineage: Eukaryota; Viridiplantae; Streptophyta; Magnoliopsida; Poales; Poaceae. Gene Ontology annotation, molecular function: protein binding. Gene Ontology annotation, biological process: peroxisome fission; autophagy of mitochondrion; mitochondrial fission. The record is from RefSeq and is a predicted model, not a curated record.
ACACAACUCGCCCAAAAACGGAUCAAACAGCCUCUGGAAAAGAGGGCGAAAAGGAAAAAGGAACAGGAUGGACGGGCACGUCGGCAAGUUCUUCGAGUCGGUUAGCUCGAUCUUCGGUGGCGGCGACACCCUCCCCGUGUGCGACCGCGACAUCAUCGCUGGGUGUGAGAAAGAGGUUGCUGAGGCUGCAAAUGAAGAACAAAAGAACGAGAGCCUCAUGAGGCUAUCCUGGGCUCUUGUUCACUCUAAGCAGCCUGAGGAUGUCAACCGUGGCAUUGGAAUGCUUGAAGUUUCUUUGGGCAAGUCUAACAGCCCGCUACAAACAAGGGAGAAGCUCUAUUUGCUGGCUGUUGGACACUACAGAACUGGGGAUUACACGAGAAGCCGUCAGCUUCUGGAAAGAUGCUUAGAGGUUCAACCUGACUGGAGGCAAGCUCUCACUUUGCAAAGGCUCCUUGAAGACAAAACCAAAAGAGGAUUGACAUGCCUAGCUGGUGUUCAAAUGCAGAUGGUAUGAUUGGCAUGGCCAUCGUCACUGGCGCAUUUGGAGUUGUGGGGCUUGUUGCUGGUGGAAUCAUAGCUGCAGCUUCAUCAUCCAGGAAGAAAUGAGGGCUCUAGUAAGAAGUGAAUAAGUUGAUUAGAUGACUGAGUACUUGCUGUAAAAAGUGGCCUUAUCUUACUUUCGUACUUCAUGCAGCCAUAUGAGCAUUUUAUCUUUUGCUAUCCUGUUUGCACGUUAGACCAACCUUAAUUACCUUGCGUUCAAACAAGAAACCUGUUGACAUGAUGAGACCACUGCGAGUUCUCAUGUAAUCAUGUUGCACUAUUUCUACUGUCAAA